Colossoma macropomum (tambaqui) is the source of this 2336-nucleotide messenger RNA. RefSeq names its product heterogeneous nuclear ribonucleoprotein K, like (gene hnrpkl). NCBI's taxonomy places the organism in Eukaryota, Metazoa, Chordata, Actinopteri, Characiformes, Serrasalmidae. The transcript has 16 exons. The coding region runs from base 139 to 1437 and encodes 432 amino acids. Gene Ontology annotation, cellular component: nucleus; cytoplasm. Gene Ontology annotation, biological process: regulation of transcription by RNA polymerase II; regulation of mRNA splicing, via spliceosome. Gene Ontology annotation, molecular function: mRNA binding. The record is from RefSeq and is a predicted model, not a curated record.
CGCCCAUGUAAAUUUGCUGUAAAAUCAGGGUAGAAUGCGUAGGUUUCUUGGUCAAAUAUUGGAGUGACGAACGGGGCCAUCUGCAGAGAGACACACGGAGAGGAGAGCCCGUUCCAAUUUUCCUGUUGGUAGAAGACAAUGGAGACAGAAAUUGAGCAGCAGGAGGAAGAUACUACAUUCAGCAACACUGACACAAACGGCAAACGCCCUGCUGAGGACAUGGAUGAGGAACAAGCCUUCAAACGAUCUCGCAACACGGAUGAGAUGGUGGAGCUGAGAGUGCUGCUACAGAGUAAAAAUGCAGGUGCUGUGAUUGGGAAAGGUGGCAAGAAUAUUAAGGCCCUUCGGACAGAUUACAAUGCCAGUGUAUCAGUCCCAGACAGCAGUGGCCCAGAGCGCAUCCUGAGUGUGAGUGCAGAUAUUGAGACCAUCGGAGAGAUUCUUUUAAAGAUCAUCCCCACUCUUGAGGAGUACCAGCACUACAAUGGUAUUGACUUUGAUUGUGAGCUGCGCCUGCUGAUUCAUCAGAGUUUGGCUGGAGGCAUCAUUGGUGUCAAAGGUGCCAAGAUUAAGGAGCUAAGAGAGAAUACACAGACCACUAUAAAACUCUUCCAAGAGUGCUGCCCACAUUCAACUGACCGCGUGGUUUUAGUGGGUGGUAAACCAAAACGAGUGGUCGAGUGCAUCAAGGUCAUCCUUGAACUGACAUCAGAGGCUCCUAUUAAAGGACGUGCCCAGCCGUAUGACCCAAACUUCUACGAUGAAACAUAUGACUACGGUGGUUUCACCAUGAUGUUUGAGGAGAGGGGACGGCGGCCUAUGGGAGGGUUCCCCAUGCGUGGGCGUGGGGGUUUUGACCGCAUGCCCCCUGGACGUGGUGGCCGUCCAAUGCCCCCCUCCAGGCGAGACUAUGAUGAUAUGAGUCCCCGUCGAGGGCCGCCGCCUCCUCCACCAGGGAGAGGUGGCCGAGGUGGGAGCCGUGCCCGAAAUCUUCCUCUGCCUCCUCCUCCGCCACCCAGGGGAGGAGGCGACAGGUUUUCCCACCAGAGCUACCAUGGCAGUCUGGACGACAGACCAAAUGACAGAAGGGGAAGACCUGGAGACCGCUACGAGAGCAUGAGUGGAGGAGGAUAUGACAAUAACUCUUCUUGGGAGCCCUUCCAGUCUGGCGGUCGAGGGUCUUACAGUGAUAUUGGGGGUCCCGUCAUCACGACACAAGUGACCAUACCUAAAGAUUUGGCUGGUUCCAUCAUUGGAAAAGGAGGGCAACGGAUCAAGCAAAUCCGUCAUGAGUCGGGAGCCUCCAUCAAAAUUGAUGAGCCUCUGGAGGGUUCAGAGGACCGCAUCAUCACUAUUACAGGAACACAGGACCAGAUUCAGAAUGCCCAGUAUCUACUGCAGAACAGUGUGAAGCAGUACUCGGGUCGAUUCUUCUAGAGGACGGCGAGCGAAGCCAAACUGCCAUAGCCAUUUUACUUCAGCUUCUUUUCAGAGUCUACAUUCCUCUGCUUCUUGGGUAGAUGUGCUCCCUACUACUCUCUUCUAACAUCAAAAAAAAAUUUAGCGGAGGUGUCUCAAGCAGCAGAAAGAGUGGAUCCUUUUCUUAACCCCACCUCCCACAGCACCCCCUGCUUUUCUUGUGAGCAAUUUCUCUAUUUUUUUUGGAAUUCUUGUACUGUUCUGUGCAGGGCUCAUCUAUAUGUCUACUGUUAGCCUUACCAGAACUGCAUGCCUGUUCAGUGCAACAUGCAGAAUGUGAUCUGUUUCUGGUGAAUGAAUAUGAAUAUUAUUUUUUAGUGUUUUGUAUUUUGUUUUUGGGGGUUUUUUUUGUUUUUGUUUUUGGAAGCCCUCCCCUCUCUCUUUUAAAGACAAACUGUAAAUAUUCACUUUUCAUUUGGUGUGAGAGUAGAGGUUUAAUAUCAGUACAAUCUUAUUUAAUCGAUGAACAAAUGCAAUGGAUUAGAAGAAGGGGAAAGUUGGAGGUGGAACAUGGAUUCUUCCCUGAUGAAAUGAAGAUUUCUUUUCCCAUGUUACUAUGUUUUGUAAUCCACCCAUGGAGAUGGACUGACUACUUUAACUGGUUAUCAGGAUCCAUUCGAUCUUGCUGAUGCUUGUUUUGUAUGUCUGUUUGUAAGCAUUUUUAACAUUUUUAGAUGUUUAGAUGGGAUCUUUCUAGACACCAGUCAGCUGGAGGAGAAACAAACGGUUUACUGUAAAGAUAUGUGGCAGGUCUCCCUGUAUUCUCAUCUAUCUUUCUCUUUCUCCUUCUUACCCCCUCUGGUUUCUAUGUAGAAUGUGCUGCAAGUCUGAAUAAAGUCUGUGCCACCUUUUAUUAA